AGCCGCUUCGCCUUGAUAGAGCCAGGCGCGGGCCGGACCGACGUCGGGAGGCGCUCCCUAUCUCGAAAAUCCUUUUAUCCACUUUCCCGGUCUCCCCGGGUUUUUCCGGGCUCAAAUGGCCGCCGUUUUCUCCCUCUUCUCGCCACCCACUUCCGCUCCCGGGCUACUCCGCCUCCCCGCUUCUCCGUUCAAGGGCAACGCAAGGAGUCUCAGACCCACCACCUCUUCCCCCUUUCCAUCUCUAUCGGCAUCCAGGUCUCGCCUCGUUCCAAGGGAAGCAGAGAGGCCCUCCUCCUCGACCUCGACACCCAUAGUUAUAUGCCGAGCUGCUGCUGCUCUCCCGACUAGUGAGCGCUUUCGGCUCAACAACCUGGCUCCCCAGCCCGGCUCGAGGAAGAAGAACAAGCGGAAGGGACGGGGAAUCGCUGCCGGCCAGGGGAACAGCUGUGGGUUUGGUAUGAGAGGCCAGAAGUCGAGGUCCGGGCCCGGCGUCCGUAAGGGCUUCGAGGGUGGACAGAUGCCUCUCUACCGUCGGAUCCCCAAGCUCCGUGGAAUUGCUGGAGGCAUGCAUGCAGGGUUACCAAAGUUUGUCCCUAUCAACAUAAAAGACAUUAAAGAUGCUGGAUUUCAAGAAGGUGAUGAAAUAUCACUGGAAUCUUUGAAAGCAAAGGGCUUGAUUAACCCAUCUGGCAGAGAGAGAAGACUGCCGCUAAAGAUUUUGGGAGAUGGGGAUUUGUCUAUUAAGUUGAACAUAAAGGCACGGGCAUUUUCAAAAGCAGCAAAAGACAAGCUUGAGGCUGCUGGCUGCACUCUCACUGUAUUGCCUGGUCGGAAGAAGUGGGUAAAACCAUCAGUUGCGAAGAAUCUUGCUCGAGCAGAGGAAUAUUUUGCCAAGAAAAAAGCAGCAGCGGCUAAUGGUGGCGCUGAUCCAGUGACCAUGUGAGCCACAUCAUCUGUAUCCUUCCAAGUUCUUGUGCCAAAAGAAUGCUAUCUGAUUAGGAAUCCUUUUCAAAAUGUUUUGUGGUUGUCUUUUGUUUGUGCUAUUUUAUUUGAUUUCUGUUUAGCGAUAACUUGAUCUUUUGAUGUUUUCAUUGUUUUGGGGGUACAAUUAGUGGGGUUCCCACUCCAAAAAAGAGAGAGAAAACAAGGAAAAGUGAUCUGAUGAUAAAGUGAACGUAUCUGAA
Molecule: messenger RNA, 1184 nt
Organism: Phoenix dactylifera (date palm)
Lineage: Eukaryota; Viridiplantae; Streptophyta; Magnoliopsida; Arecales; Arecaceae
Product: large ribosomal subunit protein uL15c
Biological process (GO): translation
Cellular component (GO): ribosome; cytosolic large ribosomal subunit
Molecular function (GO): structural constituent of ribosome
Source: RefSeq, a predicted model, not a curated record